CACUGCGGCCACCGCGAAGGAACCUAUCACUGCUACCCACUACGACCUGCCUUAACCUCAUAACUUUCCACUUGCUUAGUGGCUAUCACCAUCAAGACUCCACGAGGCUCACACUUCCGCUACCUUAUUCACUUAGAAACUCAGACGAGGCACAGGGACGGCCAAAGCCGAAAACCAAACAAUUUAUCGAAUUAAAUCUCAUCUGUAUUAUUCAAUACACGUCCACCGCCCACCGUUGACCGAAUACGGACGGAACCCCUCCUUUGGAACGGGGACGCCCAGGUGGGAUCCGGGAUCCAAGAGGUCAUGAGAGAGUGAGACGUUUUGACUUCAAUCCAAACCGUGAAGCAGCUAUUAGUAUGACCGCAACUCGUACUGAGCCAGGGCCUUCGGCCCAACCGAAUCUGCGAGUCACGAUCAUCGCUGCCGACGGCCUGUACAAGCGAGAUGUAUUCCGUCUACCCGAUCCUUUUGCCGUGGCUACCAUCAACGGCGAGCAGACCAAGACCACGACCGUCUCCAAGCGUACCCUCAAUCCUUAUUGGAACGAGAGUUUCGACUUCCGAGCAACCGAGGAUAGUAUUUUAGCAGUGCAGGUCUUUGACCAGAAAAAGUUCAAGAAGAAGGACCAAGGUUUCUUAGGGGUUAUUAAUAUCAGGAUCGGAGAUGUCAUCGAGCUAGCAGACGGUGCUGAUGACCAGAUGCUUACACGGGACUUGAAAAAGUCUACGGAUAACCUCGUCGUUCACGGAAAAUUGAUAAUCAACCUGUCUACAAAUCUAACCACCCCUGCCCGCCCUACCCAGCAACCUUCAUCAGCAAGCUCUAGUCGACCUUCCUUAGCCCCUCAGGCCUCUACUGUUACUGCCAAUAGUGCGUCUGAACGACCGACUUCUUCAGCAUCAGGUCCAAACGGACUUGCGCCAGGUGCACAAAUGGCCUUGCCGUUGAGGCCUAAUGGCGCAAAUCCGCCCGCGGUUAACGGCAACGGUGCACAGGCUCGACCUGGAGCCCAGAUGAGCCCCUUUGAAGAUGCUCAAGGCCGCCUACCCGCUGGCUGGGAGCGGCGUGAGGAUAAUCUGGGGAGAACUUACUACGUAGAUCAUAAUACGCGAACCACGAGCUGGAACCGUCCAACCCAAUCCGGUACUUCCGCAGAGAAUCGCGGCGAAAGAGAGGCGGCUACUCAGGUUGAACGUCAGAGGCAUCAGAACAGAACCCUACCGGAAGAUCGUACCGGUGCCAACUCCCCAACUCUUCAGCAGCAGCAACAACAACAGCAGCAGCAGCCUGCUUCCAGUAGCGGUUCUACGCAUAGCCCCGGUCAAAGCACUUUGAUGCAUACCGGUGCUACUAGCCCUGGUACUGGCGAGCUUCCGCCUGGCUGGGAACAACGUUGGACGCCCGAAGGCCGGCCUUACUUUGUUGACCAUAAUACUAGGACUACCACAUGGGUGGAUCCCCGCCGCCAGCAAUAUAUUAGGAUGUAUGGUGGCCAGAAUAAUUCUAACGGAACGAUACAGCAACAGCCCGUCUCACAACUCGGACCACUGCCAAGCGGGUGGGAAAUGCGAUUAACUAACACGGCCCGCGUUUACUUUGUGGAUCAUAAUACUAAGACUACCACUUGGGACGACCCCCGGCUACCAUCCUCCUUAGACCAGAAUGUACCACAGUAUAAGCGAGACUUCCGAAGAAAGUUGAUUUACUUCCGUUCGCAGCCCGCUAUGCGGAUACUUUCAGGGCAAUGUCACAUGAAAGUACGACGAUCUCACAUUUUCGAGGAUUCAUUCGCGGAAAUCUCACGACAGUCGGCAACUGAUCUCAAGAAGCGCUUGAUGAUUAAGUUUGACGGCGAGGAUGGGCUAGAUUACGGUGGUCUUUCCAGAGAAUUCUUUUUCUUAUUAUCGCAUGAAAUGUUUAACCCCUUCUACUGCCUUUUCGAGUAUUCCGCCCACGAUAAUUACACCCUCCAGAUUAACCCUCACUCCGGUAUCAACCCCGAACAUUUGAACUACUUUAAGUUCAUUGGUCGCGUGGUUGGUCUGGCCAUUUUCCACCGACGAUUCCUCGACGCAUUUUUUAUUGGUGCCCUUUACAAGAUGAUGUUAGGCAAGUCGGUGGUUCUUGCCGACAUGGAGGGUGUGGACGCGGAUUUCCACCGGAGUUUGCAGUGGAUGCUUGACAACGACAUUUCUGGCGGUAUACUCGAGCAAACAUUCUCUACCGAGGACGAGCGCUUUGGCGUUGUGACAGUGGAGGAUCUCAUCCCUAACGGCCGGAAUAUCGACGUUACUAAUGAUAACAAGAAAGAAUACGUGGAUCUUAUGGUCAAAUGGCGCAUUGAGAAGCGUAUUUCAGAGCAAUUCCAAGCCUUCAAGGAAGGGUUCCACGAGCUUAUUCCCCAAGACCUAAUCAACGUCUUUGAUGAGCGCGAGUUAGAGUUACUAAUCGGCGGUAUUGCCGAUAUCGAUGUGGACGACUGGAAGAAGCACACCGAUUACCGCGGUUACACGGAGAGCGACGAAGUCAUCCAGUUUUUCUGGCAAACAGUACGGAGCUGGGAUGGAGAGCAAAAGAGCAGACUGCUACAGUUCACGACGGGUACUUCUCGAAUCCCCGUCAACGGUUUCAAGGAUCUCCAAGGUAGCGAUGGUCCGAGGAGGUUCACUAUCGAGAAAGCAGGCGAAGUUGGUAACUUGCCGAAGGCACAUACUUGCUUUAACCGCCUAGACCUGCCCCCAUAUAAGUCGUUGGAAGCGUUACAGAACAAGUUAACUACGGCGGUGGAGGAGACCAUGGGCUUCGGACAGGAGUAAAAGGCUGUUGUAAUGUUUCUUACUGCUGCUACUGCUGUAUAUAGAACGAUUAAUGGUGUUUCCUCACUACGACAGAGUCUGAAUUACGGACGGAUUUUUGCAUCUCAUUUAUGUGUCUUGGUUCAAAUCCCCUUCGUCUUGCCAUUCUAACCCAGCUGUGGUUGUCAAGGGAGAGAGAGAGAGAUGAAGUUUAAUAGCACGUAUUGUCUUUUUACUUGCUCGCCGAGGGUGUGUGUACACGUUCCCGCUGUCCGGGGGAUGAAAUUAAAUAGGGAACUCGGAGCAGGUUUAACAUUCGUUUUUUUGAACUUCACAUAUCACAUUACAUUACAUCACAUCACAUCGUACGGGUGUGGAUGAGGAUAUGUUAUCGCAAAAUGCAGUAAUAAUCGAAUCGAAUCGUGUCGUAAGGGUAAUGGACUAGUUGGGCAGAUGUAAUGAGAUAUCUGCUGGUUUCAUUAUUUUCGUUUUAGAGGUAUCUAAUUGUCGCGAGUACUGUGUAAGGAGGGCAUGCACACGUAGAUAACC
Messenger RNA from Daldinia loculata, 3347 nucleotides. RefSeq names its product HECT-domain-containing protein. Bases 360 to 2819 code for a protein of 819 amino acids. The record is from RefSeq and is a predicted model, not a curated record. Gene Ontology annotation, molecular function: ubiquitin protein ligase activity; protein binding. NCBI's taxonomy places the organism in Eukaryota, Fungi, Ascomycota, Sordariomycetes, Xylariales, Hypoxylaceae. Gene Ontology annotation, biological process: ubiquitin-dependent protein catabolic process. The transcript is spliced from 7 exons.